This is a messenger RNA of Purpureocillium lilacinum, 1569 nucleotides long. RefSeq lists its product as uncharacterized. NCBI's taxonomy places the organism in Eukaryota, Fungi, Ascomycota, Sordariomycetes, Hypocreales, Ophiocordycipitaceae. Gene Ontology annotation, cellular component: fungal-type vacuole membrane. Gene Ontology annotation, molecular function: L-amino acid transmembrane transporter activity. Gene Ontology annotation, biological process: amino acid transmembrane transport. The record is from RefSeq and is a predicted model, not a curated record.
AUGACGACCUACUCGACCAUCACGGAUGGUAACAACGCCUCUUCUGGAGGCGCCCGCGACAUGUCGAGGACACGGCGACGAGGCGGCAAGGAUGGCGGCCACGGGGGCCAGGCGACGACCAUUAGCAGCAUCGUCAACCUGCUGAACACGAUUGUCGGCGCCGGCACUCUGGCCAUGCCUUCGGUGCUAUCGCACAUGGGCAUCAUGCUCGGUGUCGUCCUGAUAUUAUGGUCUGGCGUGACGGCCGCCUUCGGACUCUACCUUCAAUCCAAGUGCGCUCGCUACCUCGACCGCGGCACCUCGUCGUUCUUCGCCCUGUCGCAAAUAACAUAUCCCAACGCUUCCGUAAUAUUCGACCUCGCCAUCGCCGUCAAGUGCUUCGGCGUGGGCGUGUCGUACAUGAUCAUCAUCGGCGACCUGAUGCCUGGAGUCAUGCUCGGCUUCAACGAUCGCGCGGCCGAUAUUCCGUACCUCGUCGACCGGCAUUUUUGGAUCACCGCCUUCAUGCUCCUGGUUAUCCCUUUGAGUUUCCUGCGCAGACUGGACUCGCUCAAGUACACCAGCAUCGUGGCCUUGGUGUCAAUUGGCUAUUUAAUCGUCCUGGUUAUCUACCACUUUGCUGCCGACCCUCACGCCGAUCCGAGUGACAUCCGAGUCAUCAAGUGGGCGGGAGCCGUGGAGACGCUAAGUGCGCUCCCGGUCGUCGUGUUCGCUUAUACCUGCCACCAGAAUAUGUUCUCCAUCAUCAACGAGAUCAAGAACAACUCGCCCGCAAGCAUGGUGCGAGUCGUUACCUCCAGCAUCGGCUCUGCCGCUUGCAUUUACCUUGUAGUGGCAAUCACUGGCUACAUCACGUUUGGCAAUGCAAUUGUUGGCAAUAUUGUAUCCAUGUACCCUACUGGCGCCGCUUCAACCAUAGGCAAGGCGGCCAUCGUUAUCCUUGUCCUCUUCUCGAUCCCACUCCAAGUCCAUCCAUGCCGCGCCUCUCUGGAUGCUGUUGUCAAAUGGCGGCCUGGCCGCAACAACUCUGGAAGCGGUCGUCCAGGCUCGCCCUUGCUGAACGCUGCGUCGGCGCCACGAGGCGAUCAUGGGACGACUGUGCCCAUGUCAGACACUCGCUUUGCCCUCCUUACCACUGUCAUUUUGACCUUUGCCUACUUUACUGCGCUAUCUGUAAGCAGUCUUGAUCGAGUCCUUGCUUUCGUCGGCAGCACUGGUUCGACGUCCAUCAGCUUCAUUCUUCCUGGCUUGUUCUAUUACAAAAUCAGCGACCCAGAAAGCGUCCAUCAUCAACGACUGCUAAAGGCCGAUGACGACAUAGACGACGAAGGUGACUCGGACCCAGAAGAAACAGGAGGUAUACUUGGUCAGAGCACCGGGAGCCUACCAGAAAGCACCACCGGCGCGACUCCUCGUAGCCAGUGGCGCUGGAGGAAGAAGUGGCGAUGGGAUCUGGAGCACCUCGACCACGGUCUCGUUCGGAAGCUGGCCCUUUCUUUGGCCAUCUAUGGCAUCAUCGUCAUGGCCGUGUGCCUGAUCAUGAACAUCUUCUUCGCCGUCGCUCAUUAA